Propithecus coquereli (Coquerel's sifaka) is the source of this 1911-nucleotide messenger RNA. RefSeq names its product glutamate-rich 6 (gene ERICH6). Bases 1 to 1908 code for a protein of 635 amino acids. The record is from RefSeq and is a predicted model, not a curated record. Lineage: Eukaryota; Metazoa; Chordata; Mammalia; Primates; Indriidae. The transcript has 14 exons.
AUGGAGGAGGUGGAGGUUGAAGAGGAAGAGGAGGAGGAGGAGGAAGAAGAGGAGGAGGAAGAGAAAAAAGAGGUGGUGGCGGUGAAAGGGUCGACGAGGCCCAAGGACCCCGAGUUGUUCUAUGAGUACUUGUGGAAGGACAUGGACCUAGGUGACGGCAAUGAGGACGACUCGGUAGGGGUCCGAGCCCGCUUAACCAGCGUCGUCAGCCCCAGCCUGAGCCCGACGCCGCCGAGGGCCAGCGAGACACAGAGCGAGACGAGCACCCAGACGCUGAGAGAGAGCCCACCCUCGAGCACCUCCUCCCAUAAAAGUUUUCCUAAAAUAUUUCAGACAUUUAGGCAAGACAUGUCUGAAAUAAAUUUAGAUAGAAGUAUCUAUCACGGUUUGUAUCCAGGAAUUCCAAUAUCAGUACAAACAGAAGAAAGUUGGCUUCAACAAUUGUCCAGUAAAAAGCCUAGUAAAACAGCCUCUGCGGAGAAGAAAGGUGAACCCGAAUGUCUAGCAUCUAAGUUAAGAGAAAAAUGGAUAAUUAAUCCAGAAGAGCCAAAACUAAGUAUUUUAUAUGAGUUGGAGUUCAAGGAAGACUUCGUAACGCUAUUUGAGCCUUCUCUAAGAACAUUACCUAGCGUCGGGCCACCAGCCAUUCUGGCCUACAAAGAAGAGAGUUCCAAUUUAGACACUAACUUCAAGGAUGAAGAGGAAGAGAUACCACCUGAGUGUGAAUUUUGUGGAGGUGAUCUAAGAGCAUUUUUUUCCAAUGUGGACAUUUGCUGUGACUCUGAACCAAUAGCACCUGCCUGCUGUUGUAUGCCUUUCCAAAAUCUGAUUGACUAUAUCUAUGAAGAAGAAAAAAAUAUCAAAAGCUCUAAAGCUGAAUUAAUCAGUAUUAAACCUCAUGCAGCCCACGGCAAUGAAGUUGAUAGACUCAAGGCAAAGGAAAAAGCCCUGGAGAGAAAACAGGGGCGACAAAUGGCCAGACAUUUUGCAAUAAUAUCGAAUGAACAGUCUCAUUUCUCUGAAGAAGAUUCAAAGCACUUAAAAACGAUUUCUUAUCAACUUUCCGUGGAUAUUCCCCAAACAGAGACACCUAAUGACAUACCAUUUGAUUUUCAACUAACCAACAGUAACAUGUCCAUUGUUUGUUGUGAUUCUAGGAUAGCAUGUGGAAAGAUUGUGCAAAACGAGCUCUUACAGAAGCACUACAAACAUGGGAGCAAGUUUCUGACUUCAUUUCCAGAUGGGACAACGCAAAUAUUCUAUCCAUCUGGAAACCUAGCCAUCAUCCGAGUGCCCAGCAAGACAUAUGGUUUCACAUGUAUAGUCCAAGAAGAUGUGCCCACCAACCCUGCCAUCCUGGCAGUGCUGGAUUCCUCUGGCAGAAGUUCCUGCUAUCACCCCAACGGAAAUGUAUGGGUAUACAUCAAUAUCUUGGGAGGUCAAUAUUCAGAUCAAGCUGGCAACAGAAUAAGGGCUUGGAAUUGGUCAAGUUCCACCACUUCCUCACCAUUUGUUUCAUUUAAACCUGUCUUUCUGGCUUUGAACCAUCAUAUUGGAGUUCGCAUCUUAGAACAAGACAAGAUUUCUAUCACUUUUCUAGCAAUGGGCCAACAGGCAAGAAUCAGUGUUGGAACCAAAGUGAAGCUACCAAACCCCGAGGAGAUUCCAGUCCUCCGAUAUCUCAGUGGAGAUGACCUCAUUCUGCUGGCCAGUUUGAUAAAGAUUCAGCGCCUGUUUCAUAAACUUGAAGGAUGUGUGAAUUUUCCCUCAAGCCAGAUUUGGGAAAAAUUAAAGCAACCUUCCUACCUUUCCUCACUUUCUCUAAAACUAAUUACCCUCUGUCGCAAUUCUGGUAUAAACCAAGACACAAUGACAACAAUAACAAAUAUAAUAAAUGAAAAAAUUUAACUA